AUGUUGCCUCAAAACAAGGAUCAGGCGCUGCUACAGAACACAGCACCCCCUGGGCAGCCCCCUCAGGGCCCCUCACAACUUGUGGACUCCCUUCCUCGCAACCUACAACCUCUGCCUCCCCAACAAUCACUCCGUCCCACCCACCCCCCUUGCUCCCCUCCCUCACGGUCCCACUCUGCGGGCUCCCAUUUCUACUCUUCUGACUCAAAUUCUGACUUUCUCCUACAUCCCUUCUCCUCUCUCCCAAGUUCCCCCACUUUCUUUCAUCAGAAUUACCUCUCUCUCUCCCUGCCACGGUCUUCCUCACCUUCCCACUGGCUAUAUCCCUCUCCCACUCUCACUCACUCCUCUUCUCCCUCUCAGCCGCAGAACUCCUCUCUCCUGGUCUCCGGUUGCCAGUCUCCUUCCCAUCCCGAAGACCUGCCUAGCUCUGCCCUCACCUCCCCCAGCUCCAGCCUACCUUCUGGUGAGGUCAGCUCUAACAGCCAGACAUGGCACUCGCAUCAGUACAGGGACCUCGGGUCCCUUGGGGUGGAGGGGGGAUGCGUGGCAAGCGAGAGGGACCCUGCAGAGUUCAGGGACCCAGGAGCCUUGGCCCAGGUCCUGGUGGUCCAUUUGGGGCACCACCGCAUCGCCCGCGACCUGCAGCUACUGCUUUUGCAGCGCCUGUGGCUAGGCAGACCCGGCCAGGCCCCAGUUGUGGAGUAUCCUGUAUGCCUGGUGUGUCUCCGGCCCCGCAGCCCCUCUUGCCCCAUCCCCAAGUACAGGACUGGACCCAAACUGCUUGCUUUCCCCCAGCUGCUGCCCUGUGCACAGGACCAGGAAUCCGGACCACUCCGCAUAGGCAUUGGCUUUGGUCUCCGCCUGUCUCGGGGCCAGGCCAGGGCCUUGCAUCUGUUGCCAGAAAGAAGGCUGGGGGAAGUAGGGCCUCAGAACGAGGCUUCUCAGGCCCGUGGGUGUCAAAUCCAGGCACCUCAGGCCCCAGCAGCUCGAACCCCAGCAGCCCAGGCCCAGGCAGAUCAAGACCCAGGCACAUCCUCACAGAUUGGGAGCCUUAGGUCUGUAGGUCUUCAAUCACCAAACUCCACAGGCUGUUCAGGUUCUCCAACUCAGGCACCAAAACAGUUCACUGUCUCCCUGAAGCCCAGGCCUUCCUCUGCUCCAAAGAAGUCUGCCUCUCUAGAACCCAUUCCCCGAAAGUCACUACCCUAGUUUCAGAGCCACGAAGGCUCCCUGGAGCACCUCCUCCAAACCCCACCAUCCCUGCUAGGCCCCAGAUCUCGGGGAGCCCCCGAGACACUCUGAAGGGCUGGCUGGCUGGAGGUCAGGUGUGUUCUCCAGCCCUGAACCCUGGGAGCCCCUUGUGGAGUCUGUUCUCUCCUGGCUGAAG
Molecule: messenger RNA, 1390 nt
Organism: Camelus dromedarius (Arabian camel)
Lineage: Eukaryota; Metazoa; Chordata; Mammalia; Artiodactyla; Camelidae
Gene: PRR30
Product: proline rich 30
Exons: 1
Coding region: 1-1212 (403 amino acids)
Source: RefSeq, a predicted model, not a curated record